UAGACGUCAGUGAAGGAGAAGCUCCUCUGGGAACGCCAUCCGACAUGGAGGGCAUUACAGGAAGUGUAUUACUGAUGUGCUUCAUCGGCUUAAUAGAUGCAAAUACCAGUCCUUCAAUUGAUCCUGGAGUCUUUUCAAUAUGUGAAGACAUCCCCAUAGGUAAACCCGCGUUCACUAUAUUAGCCACAGACUUGGAAAGUGACCCACUGACUUAUGAAAUCAAUGGGCCCAAUGCUGCCUACUUCACAGUUGACAGCACCACUGGGGUUGUAUCCGUACACAGGAACCUAGAUAGAGAGGCUUCUAGUUUUAUGACGCUUGGAGUUUAUGUCUAUGAUGGUCAAACUGGAAGACAGAGAAAUGUAACUCUAAUAAUAGAGGAGGCCAACGACAACUCACCAAUAUUCAAGGAGCCUUCAUAUGACAUUGAUGUCCCAGAAAAUACCGCCGUAGGUACAUCUUUGUUCAAGGCGGAGGCCACUGAUGCAGACACCUCAAGCGCUGGGGUUAUUACUUACAGCAUUGAUGAAGUUACUCCAAGUGCUGGAUUAAGUCUUUUCAGCAUUGUAGCCACAACUGGCGAAGUCAGAUUAAAGGGAAAUCUGAAUUACACUGAACUGAGUACUUUCUAUCGGUUGAAGAUUAACGCAACUGAUGGUGGAGGUGCCUGUUAUUAUAAGCCGUUUAAAAACUACUACUCAAGCGUUACUUUUUCCUUCGUCACGGUUGUGGACGUCCCAGACCUGGACCCACAGUUCAUUGGCCUGCCCUACGUGGGGAAAGUGGAAGAAAACGCUCCUUUGGACACUUCUGUGUUUAGAGUAACGGCCAUGGACCAGGACACAGGAGUAUAUGAUGUUUUGCUCUUCAGCAUUGAAGAUUCCACAGCAGCAAUGGGCCUGUUCAAAAUCUCACAAGAUGAUGGCAUGAUAUCUGUGUCGUCGGGUAUUGACAGAGAAGAGAUUGGUGACACUGUUACCCUGACUGUAAAGGCUACUGAGUCUAAAGAAAACAUCCACGGAGUCCGAGCCAGCACCACAACAGAUGUACAGAUCAACAUAAUCGACAAAAAUGAUAACGCGCCACAGUUUUACAAGUGUGGAGACACAGCAGACGAGGUCUCUUGCGUCAUUGCGAGUGACUUUACAGGAGAUGUCGUUGAACACUCGUUGGGCGCUAUCUUCAUCAACAUGACAGUAAAAGAUCUGGAUAAGUUUAAAAAAAUAAAACUAACGCUGGAGGGAGUGGACAGUGACGUGUUUUCAGUGGAGCCUCAGUCUACUGCAUCGGACAGCAUCGUUCAGCUUCUGGUCAAGCAGCCCCAAAAACUGGAUUAUGAAGAAAUAAAGACAAUUGUUCUAAGUGUCAUUGCCAUUGAUGAAGAAGACAUCUCCUUCCAUUCCACGGCUACAGUUACUAUUAACAUCAAGGACGCCAAUGACAACAGCCCCGUGUUCCCAAAGGACACGUACAAGUUGGAGGUGGCUGAGCACUCUCCUGCUGGGACAGUGUUGGACACCAUUACUGCAGAGGAUCCUGACACAAUGGAUCAAGGCAACAUCACCUACACACUUCUUCCAGAAAGCAUACUGCUGUAUUUUGACGUGGAUCCACAUACGGGCGCAGUUUACGUGAAAAACGCGACUCUGUUGGAUCGCGAGGUCAGAUCUCUGUAUUCAGCCACUCUGCAGGCCAGAGACACAGACGACAAGCCCGGCAGCACAGUGCUGGAAAUCACUCUGACUGACAUCAACGACCACCCCCCAGUCAUGAACAGAGACUCCUACCAGGAGUUUGUUAAAGAGGGGCAAACGUUUGAACUUAAGAUACAGGCAACUGAUGCAGAUGAAUCUGAUACACAAAACAGCCAAUUAGUGUUUGGAAUCAAACCCAGCAGGUACAGUGAUAACUUCACCAUCAAUCCUGAAACCGGUGUGCUGACUAACAGGGUUAAGCUCGACCGAGAGGCCCUGGAUCCGGACCUGGACGGGAGGAUCGAGCUCAACGUAACCGCAACUGACAAGGGUACCCCCCCAUUGUCCGCCGUGGUUCCAGUCAUCAUCAAUGUGGAGGAUGUCAAUGACAACGGACCAAAGUUUAAAGCCCUCUCUUACAAAUUCUCAGUCAAAGAAGGAGACAAAGGUGCCUUUGUGGGCUCUGUUCAGGCUGAGGACUUGGAUCAAACCACAGAGUUCAACCGCAUCUCUUACAGCAUCAUUAAUGGAGGUUUCGGCAGCUUCAUCAUUCGCACCUUUGCAGAUGAGCGGGGAUACAGGGGAAACAUCACCGUAGACUUCGACCUUGAGCUUGACUAUGAGAGCACUCGCAAGCAGUACAAUCUGCAGGUAGAGGCAGCAGAUCUAGAACAGUUGAAAGCCACAAUGAUGGUGGAGGUGGAUGUGUUGGACGUGAACGAUGAGAGGCCCGAGUUCAAGCCGUCAGAACCUGUGAAGGUGAAGGAGAACACCACCAUCAGCGGGGCCGUCGGGAGCUUUACAGCGCAGGACAAAGAUGGGAACCACUCACUGGUCUACGAGCUGGAAUCCAUCAAAUGCAGAUGCAACGGCUCUAUGACUGACUGCAGCUGGUUUAUCCUCGAUCCAACAGGCGAAGUCAGAGUCAACCAGGAACACACAAUGGAUUAUGAACAGUGUGACCUGGUGGUGAUUGAAGCUCAGGUGGUGGACGUGUACACAGAGAAAGGAGAGAACAACAGUGUCACAACAGGAGAAAUGGUUAUCGAAAUUGAAGACAUCAACGACAAUGCUCCAGAAUUCAUUUUGUCAAAAUCGGUUUUUGUUGUGGUGUCAGAAAGUGCAAGUAAAGGGACAUCUGUAGCGGGAGUCAGUGCUACCGAUCGGGACUCUCUAAUAAAUAGGCAGGUUGAAUUUGAAGUUACAGGAGUCCAAUUUGAAGACAACAACAAUAAGACAACUAAUAUGAGGAUGCUGUACGAGGCCGUCACUACACAGCAAAAUGACAUUUACGUUGGGAUUAUUCAAACCACCGAGGGGCUUGAUACAUCACUGAAGGGGAGGUAUUUGGUCACAGUAAGAGCAACUGACAGCGGCAAACUGUCCACCAGCACCGUACUGGAGAUCUUCGCAAUUGAUGAAUCCUAUCAAGUGAAUCUUAAAUUUACACAAUCCCAAGCCAUGGUUGAAGAAAACCUCAAUGAAAUCAUCAGGGCGCUUAUUUCUGCCACCAAGGCUGCGGUUGAAAUCGCUGGAAUCUGGCCUGAAUCUCCGGAGUCCUCCAGGGCUUCAGGUAACACGAUCGUAGUGGCAUAUUUUGUCUACUCCAACGGGACUGCUCUUACCCCUACUGAAGUGGAGACAAUGAUCUCGGAUCCUGACCACGCUUAUAUACUCAUAGACCUUGGCCUGGCGGACAUUGGGAAGGCUCCAGUGAUCGAAGCAGAAACCGACCCUCUGAGGUACAUCCUGCUGGGGAUAGUGGCAGGCCUCGUCGUGGUGCUGACUGUCCUCACCACUUCCCUGAUGUGCACUCGCAGAAACUACAGGAGGAAGCUGAAGGCAGCUAAAGCCAUGAACUCUGCCUCCAUGGUGACCUCCAACAACCAGAAAAGUGGCCCUGUGGUGCCCGGGACCAACAAGUACACUAUGGAGGGGGCUAAUCCCGUCCUCAACCUCAACAUCGACACCACCAUGGUGCUGGACAUGGACGAGGACAGCUCAGAUGUGGACAAAGUCAGCCUCAACUCUUUGGACGACAGCUAUUCCAUGAACGAAAUAUCUAACAUGAAGAGCAUCCAGGAGGAGGAAGAGGAGGAGGGGGAUGAUGGCGGGCCACCGAAGUACAUCGAGCCUCUGGGUGCUGCGCUGGCCCAGCGGGGCCAGAAGAAAGCCUCCGACAAACCUCACGUGGGUUUCAUUAACCCCGCGUUCAGCACGACGGACCUGUGAGGGAAACAAUGACCAGAGGCCUCAGAUGAACAUUGUGUUGCUUCUGUGUAAUCAGGCUGACCAAAUGUCCAGUCAAACACUCUGAUGGUGUUGGAUGAAGUCUUUAUAACUUCAAGUAGCCUUCUGUUGUGACCAGUAGUAAUUUAUUAUUGAUGUUAGAUUCAUGGCACCUAAAGUGAUGAAUAUGCUUUGUUUAAACAUUCGGUUCAAAGGGAUACAAAGGGAGACUUUCUCUGGGAUUACAAAUCAUACAGUAAUAUCACAUAGACUAUUGAUCUCAUUGAUUUUUGUUUGGUUAUUGCAUUGACUGUUUUUUGCCUGACCAGUAAAGAGAACAUUUUGACAUAUUUGGAAAUAUUCCUAUUGAGUUAGAUCCUAAAAUGAAUGCCACUACAGCCAGUAUUAAUGUUUAACAACAGCCUUAAAUCACCUGAAAAGCUCAGCUAGCCAUUCCCCCAUUCCCAGUCUCUGCUAAAGUAAAUUGUGGCUUAACAUUUAUCACAAAGCCAUGAGAGGUAAUAACCUUACCUCGCAAAUAAGUGUAUUUCCCUACUAACUCCUAUUAAAUGUUCUCAUUCUUGACAAUGAAAAAUGGACAGAAGCAAAGGGAAAGCAAACAAAACAAUUGCUUGUUGCACAUGUGAAUCACUUUAUUUGUGUUAAUAUAUUAAGCGAAAGUUUAAAAACCGUUAGGAUUGCUUUGAAAAUAACUGUAUUAUACGUUAUGUCAACAUACACCAUGUUCAUUUUGUUGCAGCUGAUGCUAUAAAUAAAAUCAAUGUAUGAUUAUAAAUGAAAUAUGACUGCACGUCAGCCAUAGGUCAGACCUAAGGCCUGUUCGAUGUCUCAGUGUUUGCUUUGAGUGUAAGAAGCGUGCUGCUGGAAUAAAACCUCAUGCAGUGUGACUUUCUACAAGCAGCGGAUUGAAAAUAUAUUUCUGUUUACUGACAUCUAAAUGAAUGUAUCACGUGCAGUGCAAAGUGCAGUCUGAAUAAAAUCAGUUUCUCCAAAUGUGGACUUUUAUGAAUGUAACAUAUGAACAUCAACAUCACUGACACUGUAACAACCUCUGGGAUUAAAACACAUUUCAAAUAGGUUUCAUCACAUCAUUUACAACUGAAUCACUAAACAUGGUGUUCAAAUACAUUAAGUAGCAAUGUUUAGAAAUACCCUCAUAUCAGGUGUCGAUUGUGCUCGGCAUUUGUACAUUUUUAUAGUUUUCACAAAACAAACAAGUCAAAGCAGCAAGCCAAAUCUAAAAGCAGAUUAAAGACGGGCAAAAGCCUCUCUCCCACACAUCGAGGCAAUAAUGAGAUUGUUUUUCAACUUCCAUACAUUCGAAAAAAAGAUGGCUGCAAAAUGGCCCUCAGGCUGUGGCUACUGACCACAAAUAACAAUGAGAAACUGUCAGUGUCUGUCUUCUGUCCUGUAUCUCCAUCAGAGCUGUGUUAGGCUUGUAAGCAGAGAGGCAUUGCCAUGGCUUCAUAUUGUCUGAGGGGCACAACAAAAAAAAGCAAAUGGCUCAGUGGACAAUUGAAUGAUCUGGGGGAAAAACAAUAAAGGAGGAAAAUAGGUCAUCCUCAUUUCUCCCAACAUGGAAACUCCGAACAAAAAAAGGAACUGGCGGAUCCUCAGAGCCCCGUGGUAGAAGUCUUAAAUGCUUUUGUGCUUCUUUGUCUCGUGCAGGAGUUGAUUUGCUUGUCACACUCUCAAGACAAUGUCACGUUGAUGGAAAUCAGUGUAUCACAGACGCAUACUGUGCAUCGUGCUUUAUUUUCAGCACAGGUUGUUGUCUCCCUCCGAACAGCUGUUGUUUUCUCCUCAGGGUCCCGUGUCACUCAGCAGUGUGAGCUCUGGAGCAGCAGUGUGGCUGCUGCAUGUUCUCCAUCAGCAGGCGGAAGGGAUUUCUUCUGCGUCGGCUCACCCCUCCACCCUGCUCUCCCCUCUUCCCCGCCCGACCCUUACCCGAACCAGAACCUGACCCCGAACCCGAGCCAGACCCAGAACCCCCCCGGAUGGACUCUGGAGAGAGGGGCACUGCUGAGGGGUUGAGCGGAGGAGGGGGAGGCAUGGAGGGCUUCUGCUUCUUCACCUGUUUCUCCAGGUGUUUCUGGAUGGCUGAUCCCAGCACAGCCACCUCCACCACGGCCCCGUACACCUCCCACGUCAUCCCUUUCUCAUCCCAGCUCACCUCCUGCACCGGCUCCUCACUUUGCUCUUCACCAUUCUCCUCCUCCUGUGUGUCCUCUUCAGCUGCCUCCACCUGUUUCUCUGCGCUUACUUUAUCCUCCUCUUUGACCUCCACCAC
Trematomus bernacchii (emerald rockcod) is the source of this 6234-nucleotide messenger RNA. It is a transcript of the gene cdhr2, whose product is annotated as cadherin related family member 2. Gene Ontology annotation, molecular function: calcium ion binding; cadherin binding. Gene Ontology annotation, biological process: homophilic cell-cell adhesion. The record is from RefSeq and is a predicted model, not a curated record. Gene Ontology annotation, cellular component: catenin complex; plasma membrane. Lineage: Eukaryota; Metazoa; Chordata; Actinopteri; Perciformes; Nototheniidae. The coding region runs from base 45 to 3926 and encodes 1293 amino acids. The transcript has 31 exons.